UGCUGUUGUGCUGGAAGGUUGCACAGUGUGGGGAAGAGGACAGUGACGGAGAAGCCCAGCCAGACACGGGUACCCAGUUGCUGUGCUCCGUGGGGCAAGAAAAGGGUGUUGGCACCCCACAACUGCCAUGGGGGGCAGACUCAGGGGCUCUUGGAUUUUCCCCUUGUUCUUGGCUGGGUUAAUUCAGCCUAACCAGGGACAGGAGAAACAGAAGGUGGACUGUUACAGUUCAGUGGAGGGAACAAUCUACAGGUAUGGGGCCCUCACCAUAGAUGGGCAGGAGUACAUCUCCUUCGGGAAGUACAAAGGGAAGACGAUUCUCUUUGUGAAUGUGGCUACCUACUGAGGACUCACCAUGCAGUACCUGGAAUUGAAUGCACUACAGAAGGAGCUGGCGCCGCAUGGACUCGUCAUCCUGGCCUUCCCCAGCAACCAAUUUGGCAAACAAGAACCCGGCGAGAACUCCGAAAUCCUCCCCGCGCUGAAAUACGUCCGGCCCGGGGGCGGCUUUGUCCCGAAUUUCCAGCUUUUUCAGAAAGGGGAUGUGAACGGGGAAGAGGAGCAGAAGUUCUACACCUUCCUGAAGAACUCCUGCCCUCCCGUGGUGGAAAGCUUCGGUGACCCCAAAAAGCUCUUCUGGGAGCCCCUGAAGAUCCACGACAUCAAGUGGAACUUUGAGAAGUUCUUGGUUGGCCCGACUGGGCGGCCCGUGAUGAGAUGGGGCCCCAGGACAAACUUGGCCGUGGUGAAGAAUGACAUCAUCGAUUACAUGAAGCGGCAGGUCUUUGGUCAGAGGAGACAGCGCCUGAUCAGAGAAGACUAAUGCAGAGAUGUCAGUGGUGGGAUGGGGUAGGACUCGAUGCUUUAUCCACAACUAAAAAUCUCCAUGCAAUGCAUCCAAAGAACUGAAUCCCUUGAUACAAAAUUCCUUCUGCUAUGACACCAAUACAGGUGGAAUCUGCUAGGAAAGGCACCAGUCUCUACAGACUAGUUUGCAUGCACACUCGUGCUACUCUGUAGAGACCGGCCCUGACCCCCACUUGCUAUAGACCAGUCCUGCAACAUGUUUUGGGGAAACAGUUGCCUAAAAUGACAUUUGAUUUACACCAGUCACCUAUCUCCCUAUAGCGUCACCUCCCCAUGCUGCAGCCAGACCUGUCUGCCAUCCUUAACCUGCCCUUCUCCACUGCCACCCUCUCCGUUCUGGAGAGAUUCAUUAUUAGCCAAGCUUUCCACUUCCUACAGAAAUACGGACAGGGGAAAUCUCAGGGGAGGGGAAAGACUCUUUGCAAGUACAGAGACCGGCCCUAUCCACUGCUCCCUCAGGGACAGACUCCUGCUGAAAGCCACUCAUCACUAUUUAUUUAGCAGUCCAGCCCUCCUCCCUUAGAACUGAUCUCGCUGUAUAUUUGCUUUUGCCAUCCCCAUAAGUUGGGCUCCUCCUGCUCUUGUCCCAAACCUGGCAGGAGAGCCCUUGGUGACAGAUGGGCUUGGAUGCUUGGAUAAUGUGCCUGGUCCCACCCCUCCCCACAAAAUCUUCCAGACCUGGAAAGUACCCCUUGGAAUCUCUCCUCCUGCAGCCCUGAGCUCCUUAGAGGGUGAGUUCUCUCUAGCUGCUGUGGCUUAGUGUGUAAUCUUGGGCAUGCAUGAGAGCAGGGCAUGGGCUCUGGGUGCUAGGAGAAUGCAUCACCAUGAAGGUUAGGUCUGAAAGCCCCCAAAGGGUGGACCUGUCCCAAGCCUGCAUGGGUGUAGAGCAGCCCUUCCAGUGCAUUCAAGCUGCUCUGCAGUUUCCUGUGCAGGGAUGCGCUCUCCUCUCUCUCUCCCAGGAACCCAGCUUCUCCUCCCGUGCCCGCAGCUUGUGUAGAGCUGUAGAAAUGCAAAAUAAACACCUGUGCAACCAGG
Messenger RNA from Chelonoidis abingdonii (Abingdon island giant tortoise), 1902 nucleotides. RefSeq names its product glutathione peroxidase 3 (gene GPX3). Gene Ontology annotation, biological process: response to oxidative stress. Lineage: Eukaryota; Metazoa; Chordata; Testudines; Testudinidae. The record is from RefSeq and is a predicted model, not a curated record. Gene Ontology annotation, molecular function: glutathione peroxidase activity.